Molecule: messenger RNA, 1604 nt
Organism: Pectinophora gossypiella (pink bollworm)
Lineage: Eukaryota; Metazoa; Arthropoda; Insecta; Lepidoptera; Gelechiidae
Product: phospholipase A1 member A-like
Exons: 7
Coding region: 39-1121 (360 amino acids)
Biological process (GO): lipid metabolic process
Molecular function (GO): lipase activity
Source: RefSeq, a predicted model, not a curated record
AAGUUUAGUUUAAAGUGUUAAAAAGAUUAUAUCAAAACAUGGUAACAAGUGUUAAGUGGUUGCUUUUGAUUGGAUUAACUGUGUUGCAAAUAACUGUGUCACGGAGCCAGCAGGAGGGCCGCCGGCAGCCACAGCAGGAAGGCAAGAACAAGAAGCCACAGUCGGUGCGAGAUCUCCUCAACACCACAUCCUGCAUCCCGCCACCAUACCGCUGCCCGCACCCCAAGAUGCAGUUCUAUCUAUACACCAGAACAACGCAAGAGAAAGGCGAGCUCCUGAACACCCUGGACGACGACUCGCUAACGUACUCCAAGUUCAACACCCGCCACCCGACGAAGGUGGUGGUGCACGGCUUCGGAGGAGGCAGAAACCUGUCACCCAGCACAGACAUGCGCAAGGCUUACUUCACCCACGGUGACUACAACAUCAUCAUCGUGGACUACGGCACCCUCGUCAAAGAACCGUGUCUUAGUCAGAUAGAAUGGGCGCCACGGUUCGCAGGGCUGUGCAUCGCGCAGCUGGUGGAGUACCUGCAGUACCAUCCGGUGAAGAGGGUGCCGCCAGAGAAGAUCCAUACCAUCGGAUACAGCGUCGGCGCACAUAUCCUCGGCCUUGUUGCUAAUCAUAUCAGCAGCGGGAAACUUGGCAGGAUCACUGGAUUAGACCCGACAAUUCUGUUCUACAUGGGAAACAAUCGAUCACGCGAUUUAGACUACACUGAUGCCCUGUUCGUGGACGUCCUACACACGGGCGCUGGUAUCCUGGGCCAAUGGGGUCCCAACGGCCACGCUGACUUCUACGUCAAUGGAGGUUCCAGCCAACCUGGAUGCGCUCAUGACACUAUUUUCCAGACGUUAUCAUGCGAUCAUACCAAGGUGACGCCAUACUUCAUAGAGUCGAUCAACAGCCGGGCCGGGUUCUGGGCUGGCCCCUGUCCAACCCUGUUCUCUUACCUCAUCGGCUGGUGCGAGCCCAAAGACACCGAGUACGUGCUCAUGGGUGAACAUGUUUCACACAAUGCCCGAGGCGUGUACUAUGUGACGACGAACGCGAAACCUCCGUACGCGAGAGGCUUCCCCGGCAAGUCACGGCGCUUGCGUUCUGUUGGGCCUUACAGCUGAUGACCCUCAACCUUAGAGCGGGGCUACACGAGCGUCAACGCUUUGUUGCGUCGUCGCAACGCGUAUCAAUACUUACGUAGCGUGCCUUAGACGGGCUCUAUUAUCAAAAAGUGUUGGGGGCUCGUGGACUAUAACAUACAUAAAUAACUAUAUACGUCCCACUGCUGGGCACAGGCCUCCCCUCAAUCGACCGGAGGGGGUAUGGAGCAUACCCCACAACGCUGCUCCGCUGCGGGUUGGUGGAGACAUUUUUACGGCUAAUAGCCGGAACCAACGACUUAACGCGCCCUCCGAAACACGGAAUCAACUUAUUUUUCAAGACAAUCAGGAGAUUCAGGCCUGUAAAGUCCUUACCAAACAAAGGACAGUCUCACAAAGUGAUUUCGACAAUGUCCCCAUCGGGAAUCGAACCCGGACCUCCAGAUCGUGAGCCUAACGCUCUAACCACUAGACCACGGAGGCUGUUCGUGGACUAUAUUUUAU